Molecule: messenger RNA, 2027 nt
Organism: Punctularia strigosozonata HHB-11173 SS5
Lineage: Eukaryota; Fungi; Basidiomycota; Agaricomycetes; Corticiales; Punctulariaceae
Exons: 10
Coding region: 78-2027 (649 amino acids)
Biological process (GO): protein sumoylation
Molecular function (GO): SUMO ligase activity; zinc ion binding
Source: RefSeq, a predicted model, not a curated record
CUUGCUGCUCGCUUGCCCAAUCUGCCGUCGAUUCUCGGCUCAGAUAGACAUAAUCGAGGUCGUCGGACUCGUAAUCUAUGGCGAACCAUGAUCCGUGGUGGGACUUCGAGACUUUGAGGCACAACAUCAAGCAAAACACGGUGGACAGGUUAAAACACAUCAUCAGCGGCCUCAACGACGAAUGUUCUACCAAUAUCUCCAAGACCGGCAAGAAGCAGGAACUCAUCGAUAGAAUCAACGGCGCUCUCGACGGUUGGCGGCAAGCGUCGCAUACCGAGAAAUGGACGAAGGCGAAAUCGGUCCUGUAUCAGGUUCGAAAUUCCGGAACGUACACGGCCAACAAGAUGUCAUCGGAAGGCACGCCGACAUAUAGUUCGACAUACCCCGUUGCCGGCUCCAGCAAGCUGCAUUCGACUACUCCUACUGCUGUAUCUUCCAUCGGGCGAUAUGAUACCGCGACUCCACGGAAACCGGUUGCCUCCCUGCCAACUACCGUGUCAAGACCCCAAAUACGUUUUCAAACUUCCCCUUUCCUUCGAGCGGAACAAGUAGUUUCCACCGUCGUGGAGUGUCCUGAAUCCAGCAGCGCCAUGGACAGGAGGCAACAAUCUCUCGUCUUCAGCUUGACUCAAGAUCAGAUCGCGAAGUUGAACUCCACCAGCCCCAAAUAUCAACUUCGCUUGUAUUGCACCUCCAAUACGUAUUAUACUCCAGGACAGUGGUCGGGUUCUCUUUGUCCAAUCGAAUUCCCGCCCACGUGUGAGGUCCGAGUCAACAACGUGCAACUGUCAGCCAAUCUUAAGGGUCUCAAGAAGAGGCCGGGUACAGCCCCACCAGCUGACCUGGGAAAGUCCAUAAGACAAGUGGGUCAGAAUCGCGUCGAAAUGGUGUAUGUCAACAGCCAGCAAGGAACGCCGGCAAAGAAAUAUUAUAUGGUUGUGCAGCUGGCAGAAGUAACCACCGUUGAGCAGCUCGUUGAUCGUGUCAAAAAGGGUAAAUACAAGUCCAAGGAUGAGAUCCUUGCUACCAUGAAAGCUGCUGCAGCACAGGAAGAUGACGAUAUCGUCGCCGGUCCUCAAAAGAUGUCUCUGAAGGAUGCUUUGACAUUCGUACGCGUCGGUGAUCCGUGCCGAGCCGCGUCCUGCCCGCAUCCUCAGUGCUUCGAUGCAACGACCUGGUUUACCGUCAUGGAGCAGACGACAACUUGGUUAUGCCCUGUAUGUGAGCGUGUCCUUGAUCCGAAGGAUCUCAUCAUAGACGGAUACUUUGAAGACAUAUUGAAGCAGACUCCGGAGAGUCUGGAGGACGUCAUGGUCGAAGCAGAUGGUGAAUGGCAUAGUCAAGACAACCGAUAUGCGUCACCUGGAUGGAAGGCCUCACAUCCAUAUAUUCCCCCUCCACCCACACCAUCCACACAACGACGGCCAUCUCCUAAGCUCUCACCUCGGGUUGAUGCGGAGAAAAAGAAGAAACCCAACGGUGAUGCGAUUCUCGUACUCGAUGAUUCCGAUGAAGAGGACGAAGGCCGUGUCAAGAGGGAACUAUCACCUACCAAUCCGCUCAGUGCGGAGAACUCGCUGGAUGGCACCCUUCCUCCGCAGUCUCAACUCUCGCGCGCCGCUAGUACAGUGAUCGAGAGCGAUGUCAUCGAUCUGACCGUUGACGAUGAAGACGAGCCGGUUGUCCGAUCCGUCGCAGGUCGCAAGCCGGAGAAACGGAAGGCUCCAGACACGGGUACCCAUUCGGAGCAUGUAUGGAAGAAAUCUCGAACAGACUCUAUCAGGCCGAACGGUCACGCCAACGGCACCCAACCUGCGACUCCGAGUAUUCCGGUGUACAGCUCCGCACCAUAUACAUAUCCACCUCAAUCAGCACGACCGUCAGCGAGUCGGACGCCGUCUGGUUCCGGACCGAACGUGUAUGCGUCAAACGUAACUUCCCAGUUCUACUCCACGACAACGGGAUACCCUGCAAACCGAGAUGGUUAUCACAGUCAGAAUCGGACGAAUGGGUCUUCGAGAUGGUGA